AUGGCGGAAUUCGUCAGAGCCCAGAUCUUUGGGACCACCUUUGAGAUCACCUCCAGAUACUCGGAUCUUCAGCCGGUUGGAAUGGGUGCUUUCGGACUCGUAUGCUCUGCCAAAGAUAACCUCACCGGACAGAAUGUCGCGGUCAAGAAGAUCAUGAAGCCGUUCUCGACUCCGGUCUUGUCGAAAAGAACGUACCGCGAGUUGAAGCUGUUGAAGCAUCUGAAACAUGAGAAUGUCAUCUCACUCAGCGAUAUCUUUAUUUCUCCACUUGAGGAUAUCUACUUCGUUACUGAACUCCUUGGAACCGAUCUCCAUCGUCUCUUGACUUCCAGACCUCUUGAGAAGCAGUUCAUUCAAUAUUUCUUAUACCAGAUUCUCCGUGGCCUGAAAUAUGUCCACUCUGCAGGUGUCGUCCAUCGCGAUCUUAAGCCUAGCAACAUCCUCGUCAACGAGAAUUGCGAUCUCAAGAUCUGCGAUUUCGGUCUCGCCCGUUUACAAGAUCCCCAGAUGACCGGAUAUGUUUCUACAAGAUACUACCGAGCACCGGAGAUUAUGCUUACAUGGCAAAAGUACGAUGUCGAGGUUGAUAUCUGGAGCGCGGGAUGUAUCUUUGCGGAAAUGUUGGAGGGCAAACCAUUGUUUCCUGGAAAGGAUCACGUUAACCAGUUCUCCAUCAUCACUGAGCUUUUGGGUACCCCACCAGAUGAUGUUAUCCACACCAUUGCGAGUGAGAACACCUUAAGAUUCGUCCAAUCUCUACCAAAGCGAGAAAGACAACCAUUGAAGGAUAAAUUCCGCAAUGCUGAUCCUCAAGCAAUCGAAUUGUUGGAGGACAUGCUUGUAUUCGAUCCACGAAAGCGAGUCAAGGCAGCCGAUGCCCUCGCUCACGAAUAUCUCUCCCCAUACCACGAUCCGACCGACGAACCCGUAGCAGAGGAGAAGUUUGACUGGUCAUUCAAUGACGCAGACUUACCGGUGGACACAUGGAAAAUAAUGAUGUACGAGCAACUUUAUGAAUGGCAAGCGGAGCAAGCAGCCGCAGAGUCCUCUUGA
Glarea lozoyensis ATCC 20868 is the source of this 1053-nucleotide messenger RNA. RefSeq names its product Protein kinase-like (PK-like). The transcript is spliced from 8 exons. Lineage: Eukaryota; Fungi; Ascomycota; Leotiomycetes; Helotiales; Helotiaceae. Bases 1 to 1053 code for a protein of 350 amino acids. The record is from RefSeq and is a predicted model, not a curated record. Gene Ontology annotation, cellular component: cytoplasm; nucleus. Gene Ontology annotation, biological process: osmosensory signaling pathway; cellular response to oxidative stress; stress-activated MAPK cascade. Gene Ontology annotation, molecular function: MAP kinase activity; ATP binding.